Symbiodinium sp. CCMP2456 is the source of this 795-nucleotide messenger RNA. NCBI's taxonomy places the organism in Eukaryota, Dinophyceae, Suessiales, Symbiodiniaceae. The record is from the annotation of a GenBank genome assembly.
AUGGGGAAUCUCACAGGUAGAAGUGCCUCAACAGAUGGAAUUUCCCUUGAAGAGAUAGAGAAGCACAACACGAAGGAUGAUGCCUGGAUGGUUCUGUUCGGGGAAGUGCUGGAUGUUACGAAGUUUCUUCCGAUUCAUCCUGGCGGUGAGGAUGCCAUCGACAUGUACCUGGGGCGAGAUGCCACAGAAGCCUGGGUGGAGAUUCACACACCAGAAACCCUUGAAAGGAACCUGCACCAUAUCACCAAAGUCGGGAAGUUGCAGGCAGUGCCCUUCUGUGCCUUUCUCUCGCGAACCUGUUUCGAUGCCAGGACAGCUGCUGCUGCGCCCACACAGCAGGAGGAAGAGGACGACAGAGGCCUCCAGUUCACGCCACAGUUUGAAGAGGAGCUGCAGGCCACGAACGGCGUCUUUACCCUCGAAUCCUUGCAGCGCUGGAAUGGAGUCCAGUUGCCCAUGCUCAUCAGCAUCUGCGGAGUGGUGGUGGAUGUAUCUCCGAGUGAGAACUUCAUCCCGACCUUCGGAUAUGGAAAGCUGUGGGCUGGAAAGGAUUGCACAUGGGCCAUGGCGACAGUCUCCCUGAAGGCAGAGGAUGCCAACCGCUUCGACUGGAAGGUGCAGGAGCUUGAGGACAUGCACUUCAAGUCUCUCGUCGGCUGGUACGGUCACUUCACUAACAAAUACCGCCAGGUCGGCAUUCUGGAGGAGCUGAAAGACUGGGACUUUGCCGCUGUUAAAGCAGAGGCGAAGGCAGAGCCGCCGAAAUUCUCCAUGUUGCAUCACUUUUUGGAGUAA